CACUCACAAUGUGCCAGUGGCAGACACAUGGGGUGAAGGCAGAGAGCUCAGAGUUCAGCUUAUCACUCCUGUAAGAUGAACUGGAACCCACAGCAGCCAAUAUGUAAAUUUCAGUGGCUUAGCCCCUUUGGGGUGGGUAAACCCUGACCCAGUUGCUGUGUUCUCUUUCAUGGGAAGAAAAAUGGCUGUAGCCUAAUGUCCUUCUGGAAGCCAGAGACACAUCUGCAUUUUUCCAGACUGGGACCAGAGUUUGGGGUCAUGUUGAUGGCCUGCACACAUGCACAUGAUGGGAAAGGACUUGACUUGUGCCCACUCGCCUUUCUUCAGGGACAAACAGAACAGGCACCUCAUUCUCAAGUGACCUCCUUUGUCUCCCUCCUUCCUGACCAAGAGGACCAGCCCGCCUCUUACACUGUGAAUUUACUAGCCAAAGUCAAGUCCAGCUGGAGCAUGAAGAAUUGCCUGUCUAGGACUCUAUCAUGACUGAUAAACUUAAAAGGAAAUAGUGAACCAGAGACUUCAAGGUGGAUAUUCCGCUGCCAGAGAGAAAGAGAUUAAUGAUGUGGAGACAUGCAGAGAGUGCACCCUAUCACCGUGGAGACAGACUGGAGUAACACAGCAGCAUGUCAAGGAAGAUUAAGGACUGCCUGGAGCAACCAAAGGCUGGGAAAGAGGUGUUCAUCUGCCCAAAGAUGGCUGUGUCAAAUUUGGAAAGUUCAAGUCAACAUGAAUUAAAGAUCAAAUACACAAGAACUGCUUCUCUUGAUAUAUACAACCAUGCUGGACUUCAUUCCAAUCAUUGGUGUCUCUAUGUACCUGCCUCUGGAUUUUGUUCUGCAAAGAAUAUAGUCAACAAAAAGAAAUCCAGCAUCAAGGAGCUCCCAGCCUACAGCAGAAGCAAUCAUCAAUCAGAAGUUGCAACAUGGGUGAAGGAGCAGAACCAUCUAGAGACUCGCUCGAGUGGAAGUCACCUCUCACACCUGCCUUGUGAGGUCAGACCUUCUGUACACACAAUCAAUCACCUGGAUCAAUGUCACCAGCCUCUGAAGAGUUCUGCUGCACCAGCAAUCCACUCUGUGUGUCAUAUCUGUGCAUUGUUACUUAAUGCUCCAGGGACAGCACACUGCACCUUCCGGAACCAGCUCAUAGCUGUGGUCUCGACUUUUCCUAGAAUGAUCAGCUAUGCUGGCUCCCACAGUCUCCCUCACUGUGAGAAUUCACCUGCUCUGCCUGGGAGAUGGAGUCAAGGCCUCUGGUACUGGGCCCUCUGUGAAUCAUCUCACAGCAUGGAGAGCCUGCUCCUGUCCCUGGAGUAGAAAGCUGCUCUUAACCAAAAAUGCCGCUAACAGCUUCCUAACAGCUGGGAUUAACGAUCAGAAAGAUAAGAUCUCACUGCCUACAGCAAACAGAAUCACCAAUUACUCUUUGUUGUCAAGUGAUGUAUAAGCUAUAAAAAUAGGCUAAGCCAUUCUGAGACUGUGCCCUGCUUACACAACUGUCUAGGUAGAAUAAAUUAAUGAGGGUAUGUUUGGGGAGAGGUGCAUGUUUUAAUCAAGCCAUUUCUCUCCAACUCCCACAUAUAUGCAUCUACUUGUACCCUUGACUACUUCCAAAACAUGUUAAAGAAAAGAAACUAAAGAUGAAUACAUGUUCUGACUGAUUCGCCUGCUGGAAAUUUCUUCAUUUAAUUUUUGGAGAAUACUGCAUUGGCAAAAUAUUCCAACAGUACAAAGAAGUGGCCAUGGAAAAUAAUCCUCUCUACUACCCUGUCCCCCAGGCUACAACACUUUUAAUAAAGCAUCUUAGCUCUAACAGAGAGCUUCUUAGAGUCAGGUCAAGACCAACAGCCAGUGAGUCAGAGAAGGAACUGGGUUUUAAAAAAGGGGAGCUGUGUGAGCUGCCCUCGAGCAGCACAAAGUCUCUCUCGAAUUAUCAGCAUCAGAGCUUCAGAACCAGGUGACUCACACCUUCAACCUGCUCUACAGAGUGAAACCCUGUCUCAGAAACACACAGCAAAAAAUGACUUUUAGAAUUCCUUU
Peromyscus leucopus (white-footed mouse) is the source of this 2039-nucleotide messenger RNA. RefSeq lists its product as uncharacterized. The transcript has 7 exons. The record is from RefSeq and is a predicted model, not a curated record. Lineage: Eukaryota; Metazoa; Chordata; Mammalia; Rodentia; Cricetidae. Bases 624 to 1316 code for a protein of 230 amino acids.